UAGACAUUCAGCUUUGCACUUGCAGUCAGCCAAAGUGAAAUCAGAUAUGGCGAGCCAUUGCACAAACAAUGUAAAUGAUUCAACACAAAACAAAGUGUGUGGAUCUUCAGCAGUUCAAGCUCUUCUAAGAGUUCAAGUUAAGAAUGGGUUGCCUCUGUUCACGUUUGCUGUUGAUAACGAGAGUAAUAUUCUUGCAGCUACUGUGAAGAUGUCAAGUGCAUCAGGGAAGGGUGAUUAUGGAUACAUUUACACAUUCUUUUCCAUUCAAGUAGUCAGAAAAAGAAUGGAAGGUGGAUAAAUCAGGGCAAAGGUCAGGAUUAUGUCCCUAAUAUUGUUGCCCAGAUGAAGGUCUCUGGUUCCGAGUUUUCUCAUUUGUCCAGGCCGAACUAUGUGGAUCAAUUUAGCAUCAGAGAAUUUGUUCUUCUUACCUUGGAUUUAGGACAGUCAAAUCCACAAGCUUCUGAUUUCCAGUCAAGAAAUGAGCAGGCAGCUAUCGUUGUCAAGAUCCCAAAAAGGAACAGAAGAAUUCCAAUCAGAGAUGGGUACUUGAUUGACAAGUGUAACAGCUUGGCUGAGGCUACAUUAAAAGAGCGUCGACCAGGGGUGAAACUUGAAUUUGAUUCUGGGAAAAUUGGUCCUCUUAUGGAUGGUCCAGACAUUAGUGCUGCAGUCAUACUUCCAAGUGGUGUACAUAGCGUGCCAAAUAAAGGUGAACCUUCAUCACUAAUCCAACGAUGGAAAUCAGGUGGAGCAUGUGAUUGUGGUGGUUGGGAUUUAGGUUGCAAGCUUGGGGUUCUUUCCAAUAAGAGCCAAUUCAGUCAUGGAUCUGAUUUCGAACUCUUUUUUCAGGGAGGAGAUCAAGACAAGAAGCCAUUUUUCAGUUUGGCCGCUUUCAAGGAUGGGAUCUAUUCAGUUGAGUUCAAUUCUUCGCUCUCACUUAUGCAAGCAUUUUCCAUUUGUAUAGCAGUUUGGGAUAGUAGGAAAAACAGUGUGCUUUCAGAACCAGAACCAGUAACCACCUCUGAAGAAAGAACUUCGGGGAAAAACAUACUAAAUGGAAGAUUAAAUGCUCCUAAUCCUAUAGAAGGUGAUACUGCUGCUAGAUAUGUCCAAUAUCCACCUGUUUCCCCAGUCGGAAGGGUCUAGUUCGACACUACGAAUGAUAUGAUGUAAUUAAGUGAAAGAUAGAAUUAUAUAUAUAUAUAUAUAUCUGGUUUAUUGGUUGGGCAAUGUCGGUGAAAUAUGUGUCACCGGUAAGGUAAGGGUCACCAAUGGAGAAUAAAGGCUUGUCUAUAGUAGUCGCGGACUGGUUCCCUGCGAGCUUUGGAGCAUUGUAGUUUGAUCUACUUAUGACAAAUGAUUCAAUAUCAUCUGUAGUACAAGCAAAAUAUUUUGAUCAUUGUAAGCGUGCAUAUAAAAUCAAGCGAUUAU
Messenger RNA from Hibiscus syriacus, 1431 nucleotides. RefSeq lists its product as uncharacterized. The coding region runs from base 343 to 1146 and encodes 267 amino acids. Lineage: Eukaryota; Viridiplantae; Streptophyta; Magnoliopsida; Malvales; Malvaceae. The record is from RefSeq and is a predicted model, not a curated record. The transcript is spliced from 2 exons.